AUGGAUAUAAAAGAUACACUGUUUGUGGUAGGUUUCCUACAUAUCAGUUUUGGAAUGAACGAGGAGGUCAUAACCUCUAAAGGUCAUUAUUGGCCUUGGGGGAUAUCACAAACCCUUCAAAUCAUGGGCCGAAAACAGUGUACACGAGAGUGUCAGAUGAGAAUUUCAUGCCAGGCCGUGAAUUAUAAGGCGGAGACCCUUCAGUGUGAAAUACUAAGCAGCACGCCUAACAACUUAACAGACCUAGCUGAUAACAACAGUUACGAAUACAUAGCAAUGUCAACACAGACAACGGUGUUUUCCUCUUCAGCGUGCAACAGUUCGUGUGGUUCGACUUUCGGUCUGUGCGUCCGACUGUCGUCAGGAUUAGACUAUUGCAUAAAUAAAUAUCGAACCUGUCCAUCAAACUACCGCUACUCGCCUGCCCUGAACUUUUGUUAUCGUCCUUUUGCAACACAAUUAGACUUUGCCACCGCCAGGAGUCACUGUGAAAGUCUAGGGGACCGUCUGGCUGUCCUUCCAACAAUGGCACAUGUAAAUUUUAUCAAAGGAGAGAAACUGAGUGGACACCUGGAUGGUCUGAAGUAUUGGUUGGGAGGUCAAUGGGAUUUUGCUGCAGGAGACUGGCGAUGGUUGGACGGAAGUUUGAUAUUUAAUUUCAUUGAUAUAUCAUUAUGCCGCAUUCUGAAAAAUUUUGGUGCCAUCCUCUGGGAAAAAAAAUAUAAUCUAAUGGACAGAUUGCCUUCAAGAACUGAAAAAUUCUUGUGUGAAAAAGUGUUGGAUUAG
Molecule: messenger RNA, 786 nt
Organism: Saccostrea echinata
Lineage: Eukaryota; Metazoa; Mollusca; Bivalvia; Ostreida; Ostreidae
Exons: 4
Coding region: 1-786 (261 amino acids)
Source: RefSeq, a predicted model, not a curated record